This is a messenger RNA of Setaria italica (foxtail millet), 2650 nucleotides long. RefSeq names its product calcium-dependent protein kinase 24-like. The record is from RefSeq and is a predicted model, not a curated record. Gene Ontology annotation, cellular component: nucleus; cytoplasm. Lineage: Eukaryota; Viridiplantae; Streptophyta; Magnoliopsida; Poales; Poaceae. Gene Ontology annotation, molecular function: calcium-dependent protein serine/threonine kinase activity; calcium/calmodulin-dependent protein kinase activity; calcium ion binding. Gene Ontology annotation, biological process: protein autophosphorylation; peptidyl-serine phosphorylation; intracellular signal transduction.
UCCUCCCUCCUUCCUGGUCAUCCAUGGAGGAUUCCUCAGAUACGACCAGCUGCACAGCUCCUGCAUUCCCCUCCCCCUAAUCCUCCCUCUCCACCAAUCGCACCCUCCCUUUUCCCCAUUUCCCAAUCCCGAAUCGCAAAUCAAAAGGGAGAUAUUUCAGCUCUAAUCGUCAUCAUCUCCUCACCCCAUUGGAAGCCGCCUCCCCCCGCAAAAUUCCUAUAAAAAAUGGGUGGAGCCAUCACCCACGCCGCCAAGAUCCUGUCCUCUUGCGCGGCCAGCUCGUAGCUCCACGCCGGAUUAGAUAAAGCGCCCAAUCUUUUCCCCAGCUCGCCCCCCUUUUCUUUUGGCAGGGUUGCAUCUUCCUCCAUGUGACACCUGAGAAAGUGAGAGCACAGAUUUCACCCCCUUAUCGCUGUUGUUUCUCGUUUCUUUUCAUUUCUGCUUGCUGGUUCGUCGUACAUAAACCUCCCAUAAAGCUUCGUUUCUCGGCUCUCGAUCUCAUCGGAAGGGUUCGUUUGCUUUCCCCGCUCCAAGAUCCCCAGCUUCCCCUGUUCUUUCGUCGCCAAUCCGCAGAAAUCCCUGGGCGAGGCGCAGAAAUUUGUAGCGAGGGAUUUUCCGAGGUGAAUUUCUUUCCCCUUUGACCGUUUCUUGAUCGCCGUGUCCCCAAAUUUAUCACUUUUUUCGGCUUCUUGAUACAAGAAGAGAUUUCCUUCCGUGCUGCGGCGGCCUCCGUACAGUUCUUGAUUGGGGGGGAGCACACCUGUGGCGCGCCAAUGCAGCCGGACCCGAGCGGGAACGCCAAUGCCAAGGCGAAGCAGCCGCAGCCGGUGCCGGUGACGGCGCCGGCGCCGUCGUCGGGGCGGCCGGCGUCCGUGCUGCCGUACAAGACGGCGAACGUGCGGGACCACUACCGCAUCGGCAAGAAGCUGGGGCAGGGGCAGUUCGGCACCACCUACCAGUGCGUGGGCAAGGCCGACGGCGCCGAGUACGCCUGCAAGUCCAUCCCCAAGCGCAAGCUCCUAUGCCGGGAGGACUAUGAGGACGUCUACCGUGAGAUCCAGAUCAUGCACCACCUCUCCGAGCACCCCAACGUCGUCCGCAUCCGCGGCGCCUAUGAGGACGCGCUCUUCGUUCACAUCGUCAUGGAGCUCUGCGCUGGUGGUGAGCUAUUCGACCGCAUCGUUGCCAAGGGUCACUACAGCGAGCGCGCAGCCGCCAAGCUCAUCAAGACGAUAGUUGGGGUCCUGGAGGGGUGCCACUCGCUCGGCGUCAUGCACCGGGACCUCAAACCAGAGAACUUCCUCUUUGCCAGCACCGCGGAGGAAGCCCCACUCAAGGCCACUGACUUUGGGCUCUCCAUGUUCUACAAGCCUGGUGACAAAUUCAGUGAUGUUGUUGGAAGCCCCUACUAUGUCGCACCAGAGGUACUACAGAAAUGCUAUGGUCCAGAAGCUGAUGUGUGGAGCGCAGGGGUCAUCCUGUACAUUUUGCUUUGUGGUGUCCCCCCAUUUUGGGCAGAAACUGAAGCGGGAAUCUUCAGGCAGAUUCUGCGAGGCAAACUUGAUUUUGAAUCUGAACCCUGGCCAAGUAUCUCUGAUAGUGCUAAGGAUCUGGUUCGUAAUAUGCUUACUCGGGAUCCUAAGAAGAGAUUUAGUGCUCAUGAGGUUCUUUGUCACCCAUGGAUUGUUGAUGAUGCCGUGGCACCUGAUAAGCCUAUUGAUUCUGCUGUUUUGUCAAGGCUGAAGCAUUUUUCGGCAAUGAACAAGCUCAAGAAGAUGGCAUUGAGGGUUAUUGCUGAAAGCCUGUCUGAGGAAGAGAUUGGAGGCCUCAAGGAGCUGUUUAAAAUGAUUGAUACAGACAAUAGUGGUACUAUUACAUUUGAUGAGCUGAAAGAUGGCUUGAAAAGGGUAGGCUCAGAAUUGACAGAGAAUGAAAUCCAGCUCUAAUGGAAAGCAGUAAGUNNUGACAACAGCGGAACCAUCGACUAUGGUGAAUAUGCAGCUACGUUGCACAUGAAUAAGCUGGAGAGGGAGGAAAACUUGGUUUCAGCAUUCUCAUUUUUCGACAAAGAUGGAAGUGGCUUUAUAACCAUUGAUGAGCUGUCACAAGCAUGCCGUGAAUUUGGUCUUGAUGAUGUUCACCUUGAGGAUAUGAUUAAAGAUGUUGACCAGAACAAUGAUGGACAAAUCGACUACAGCGAGUUUACAGCAAUGAUGAGGAAGGGCAAUGCUGGUGCAGCAGGAAGGAGAACCAUGAGGAACAGCUUGCACUUGAAUCUUGGCGAGCUCCUGAACCCCAGCAAAACCUAGUUAGUGCAUAACAGAAGGCCUUGCCGCUACAUUCUCAUGGCGUCUGAAGUUUUGGAUGCGUUGUUGAUCAGCUGGUCUCAUAUGAGAUGUUGAGUGGUUGUCCUGUGGUAUUACUGAGGUGCUGGAGAAUUUUCGUAGUACUGGUGGUAUCGGCUAGAGAAGAGAGGUGCUACCCUGUGGUUACUAUGAUCAACUGCUUAUAUGUAUUCCUGUCGAUGUAGAUUGAACGUUGUCGAAAAUAUUCCCUAGAAGUACAACUUUGCUGUUAAGUGUCAAUUUAGGUUGAUAUUCAAUGGCACUCUCAAGCUCUAAUUUCCUCACCCACCUCUAUUUUGUUUGCA